This is a messenger RNA of Arachis stenosperma, 2142 nucleotides long. RefSeq lists its product as uncharacterized. The record is from RefSeq and is a predicted model, not a curated record. Bases 1 to 2142 code for a protein of 713 amino acids. The transcript is spliced from 2 exons. Lineage: Eukaryota; Viridiplantae; Streptophyta; Magnoliopsida; Fabales; Fabaceae.
AUGCAGAAUCAAGAUGUUGCCAUCAAGAAAGUGGAAACACAGAUUGAAUUCUUAUUCAAGCAAACCCCUGGGCACAAUAAUUGCAGCAAUAUUAACUCAAUACCAAGGGAAGAAUGUCAGGCCAUCACCCUCAGGAGUGGGAAAGAAUUGAAGGAGACCCACAAGAAACCACCAGAGAAGGAAUUGGAUGAAGAAAACAAAGGACAUGAGGAAUCUCACACCUCAAUCCCCAAGUCACAUCAAGAAAGAGAAAUGCCCAAUCCAUGCCUCUCAAAGGCCCUAUACCCACAGCAGUUGCAAUUAAAGAAGAAGGGAGAGGACAACCAAUUCUCAAGAUUCUUAGAGAUCUUCAAGAAAUUACAAAUAAACAUACCCUUUGCUGAAGCAAUCGAGCAAAUGCCACUCUAUGCCAAGUUCUUGAAGGAGUUGAUGACCAAAAAGAGAAGCUGGAAGAAUAACGAGACUGUGGUACUUACAGAAGAAUGCAGUGCCAUCAUCCAACACAAAUUGCCUCAAAAAUUGAAGGAUCCUGGGAGUUUCCAAAUCCCUUGUAUCAUUGGAGAAAUCACUGUGGAAAAGGCUUUAUGUGAUCUAGGAGCCAGCAUAAAUCUAAUGUCUCUAGCAAUGAUGAAAAAGAUGAAGAUUGAAGAAGCCAAACUAACAAGAAUGGCCAUCCAACUAGCAGACAGGUCAUUCAAAUUUCCCCAUGGGGUAGUAGAAGACUUGUUGGUGAAGGUGGGAGACUUCAUUUUCCCAGCAUAUUUCGUAGUACUAGACAUGGAAGAAGGAGCUAAGACCUCCAUCAUCCUGGGGAGGCCAUUUUUAGCCACUGCUGGAGCCAUUAUUGAUGUCCAAAAGGGUGAACUUGUCCUCAGAUUACACGAGGAGAAAAUGACAUUCAAUGUGUUUAAGGCCAUGAGAUACCCACAUGACUCAUUGGGAGAAUGUAUGAGGUUGGACUCAGUAGAAGCUUUGGUACAAGAAACUCAUGAAGAUGAGCUUGAAGCAUCAACAGAAGAGGAGUUAGCAACAAGCGAAGAAGCUGCAGCCGCUAAAAUACAUGUUCAAGGUGGGUUAGAAGAGAAGGAAGAAAGAAAAGAAGCACCCAAAUUGGAGCUUAAAGCACUGCCAACCACUCUCAAGUAUGCAUACUUGGGAGAAAAUAAAAGCCAUCCAGUAAUCAUAAAUUCAGCUCUCAGCCAAGAACCAGAGGAAGAGUUGUUUCAAGUCUUACGAAGGCAUAAAGAUGCCAUUGGAUGGACACUUGCUGACUUGAAGGGAAUCAGUUCAGCCAUAUGCAUGCAUAAGAUACUCCUAGAAGAAGGUGCCAGACUUUUCAUUCAGCCCCAAAGAAGGUUAAAUCCAGCAAUGAAAGAAGUAGUACAGAAAGAAGUCAUGAAGUUGUGGCAGGGAGGAGUAAUCUAUCCAAUCUCAGACAGCCAAUGGGUCAGUUCAGUUCAAGUGGUUCCCAAGAAGGGGAGAAUCACUGUGGUGCCCAAUGAAAGGAAUGAGCUAAUCCCUACAAAAACCAUUACAGGCUGGAGAAUGUGUAUUGACUACAGGAAGCUUAAUGAGGCCACAAGAAAAGAUCAUUUCCCACUUCCCUUCAUGGUCCAAAUGUUGGAAAGACUUGCGGGACAUGCAUAUUAUUGUUUUCUAGAUGGGUAUUCAGGAUAUAACCAAAUAGUGGUUGAUCCAAGAGACCAAGUGAAAACAUCUUUCACUUGCCCAUAUGGAGUGUUUGCCUAUAGGCGCAUGCCAUUCGGGCUAUGUAAUGCACCCGCAACCUUCCAACGCUGCAUGCUCUCCAUCUUUUCAGAUAUGAUAGAGAAGUUCAUUGAAGUUUUCAUGGAUGACUUCUCAGUAUUUGGAGAUUCCUUCCCUAGUUGCCUAACCCAUCUUGCCUUGGUAUUGAAAAGAUGUCAAGAAACCAACUUAGUCUUGAACUGGGAAAAAUGUCACUUCAUGGUGACAGAGGGAAUAGUUCUUGGCCAUAAAGUUUCUAAUCAAGGCAUUGAGGUAGACAGAGCUAAGGUGGAGCUAAUUGAAAAGUUACCUCCACCUAGUGAUGUCAAGGAAUUUAAUAUUGAAAUCAGAGACAAGAAAGAAGUGGAGAACAAGGUAGCAGAUCACUUAUCCUGA